GAGCCGCGAGGUAAAGGUCCGAGCGUACUCGCGCACGGUCGCGGUCGCUACUCGUGUCCCAGCUAGCAUAUGAGCAGCUACAACCACCCGAACGUCAACAGUGUACUCGAUAAAUAAUCACUAGUUCUCAAAAUAAAUAACAAAAUCCUAGUGCUCAAUAAUAAAAUAUAUUUUUUUUGAAUCCUAUAAAAACUCGCGGGUGUCUGAUAAAAACCUUCAGUUACAAGCUCCCAGUUCUCAGUGUUUAUCAGUCCCAGAGCUCGGAAGACAAGAGAGAGACCCGACGAGGAAACCCAAGGACACAGUACGUGAAAAGAGAAAGGACUAGACACGCCUGACGAUGGAUUACGGUGGUGAGGCUGUAAGCUGAGUUAAUUAAAGUCUAAUGAAAGUAGACAAGCGUCACACACGAUGAUAAAAUGGAUGAAGAUGACGUCGAGAGAGGUAUUAGAUAUUCCAAGACGGAAGUGCCAAGCUGUUGGAGUAAUAGCGGUGGAGGUUUUAGUCGUCGGGUUAGCGAAAUAAGUAACGAUGUAGACUCUGGCGCCUUGGCGAUCACCGUAGUCUCCUGUCAGUGAUAUUGCCGGUGGGUUGUGAGCCGAGUAGUCAACUCAAGGGUAACCGGAGAAAGGAUAAGAGGAUAAGAGGAGGACGAGAAAGUAAAUAGCCGAGGGGACCUGGAGAAAAAGACGUGCCACAGAGCCGAAGACUACGACGGUCGAGACUACUGGGGAUAAGACGGCAGAGGGUGAAGGCUCACGCAGAAAAUCGCCGAGAGAUGAGCGAUUUACAGGCCACCCUCGAGUUCUCCCUCGAGCUUUGCAAAUUCUACAAUGUUGAUCUCUUUCAACGCGGGUACUAUCAAAUACGAACAGCCCUCAGGGUAUCACCUAAACUGCCAAUUAAAGUGGAAGUCGAUCAACUUCGUAAUCAUAAACGUACGUUAGACAACAUGGAACCGCCGGGAACGAGCAAACGUUUCCAGAUACUUUACAGAAACGAGGAGGUAACCCUGGGAACUUCGGUCCUCUUUCGUGCUCACGUGCUCGUGCACAGUCACAAAAUCGAAGAGGUUCUUUCCCGGACUCACUUCAAUCUCGGCGUCGAGCUCUGGUUCAGCGAGCCCACCCAGCCCGGAAAUAUGGCAUGUGUGUCAUCAAGAGCAUUGCAGUUAAAUUUUGUACCAACAAAGGGGCUUCACUAUCAUUUACCGGUGCUCUUUGACUACUUUCAUCUGGCCGCGGUCUCCAUUGAAAUCCACGCCUGUCUUGUAGCACUUCAUCAGCCGUUCGUUAAAAAGAGUAUACUUCACUAUGUACAAAGCUGCGCACCGAGGAGUGGGAAACCCUGGUUACAAUUCAAACAGCCGACGGCUAAUGGCGCAGACAGUACUGCGUUCUUGAACAUUGAAACAACGACGAGAUGUGUAGGAUCAACAGCGCGAACACAACACGCGCGAGCGACGCAGCGCGAAGUGACGCGAAUAUUAUUAACAGCUCGUGAAAAUUUGCUGAAUGACAUCGCAGACUUGGCAAGACUUUUACCAUCCAGAGAGCAGCGAGAUCUGGAAAUCGCUGAGCGCAAGCACAAAGAGGCAUCAAAAAUAAUUGACAGCGACGACAUUGAUAUCGCACAACUUUGCGCCCAGAAUAUCGUGCUCUGGAACAUUUUUCUAGAUGCGUUUACACGUCAGGAGGCCGUUCACCAGCAUCUUGCCCGAAUCCACCAUCAGCUACGCGUUAAACGUUUCUCCGAAGGGUUCUUUGUCCUCGAGAACCCAAGAACAUCAGCAGCAGGUUGCUACGACGCAAAUUAUCAAUCUUAUCAAGCGGUGAGCGAGGCAGCAAGAAGAUCACGUUACUUGGCGGCUCUGCCACCUCUACCAGUUCAUUGUCCUGAAUUGGACGGCGACCUUAACUCAUUGCCGUUAAUAUUCGAAGACAAUUAUGCCGACAUGCAACAGAGACACCGCAAUAGCGUGCCCAGUAUAGAAGACUGCAGCUGUGGGAUAUCAGCGAUUCUGGAAUCUCGAGGCUCGAGCGUAUGGUCACCCCGCAGUGAGGGGGCAGCCCAAGACAUAGCGUCGAUCCAAGCCCGGCUGUCACUCGCCCCAGCGUCGCUUCCAGCUCGACACAGCAAAUCCCUGGAUCAACUGGGACCAGAAAUACCGACCCAGCAGCCACGGACGUCCCCUAAGACACUUCCGAGGUCUGCGUCAACACAAUUAUUCCCCCGGCAGCGGUCAGCAGCCCGUAAUCAGACGCCACCGACCUCGGUGCCAUCAAAAGGCCGGUCACGCUCCCAGGCGCCGCUCCACACAACCCGCAGCACAACGCUCUUUCCUCCUUCGGGUCAGCAGCAGGCUUUCUCCGCGCCGAACCCAUCUCUAGGUUCGACACCAGUGAUGCCACUGCCAAGAGCUAAAUCGACCCAAAUGCUGGUGGCUAAUUCAUGUAAUGAGUACAUGCAGCCGUCAACAUCAAUAACGUCACUGCUAGCAGCAAUGUUUCCAGAACUUCCACCAAAUGGGCACUUUCCAGGCUAUCGACCGUCUUCUAAUAAAACCUGUGAGUUUCCUAUUCCCUCGUGCAACUUUGACUUUAAUAAUCAAUUGGCCUCGUUCGAUAAUAAUAAUAAAGAUACCACCGGCACCAACUCAAAUUCAAACGCUAACCAACACGCGGACUCGAGACGAAUACGACUGGAACCUCGGAGCCACAGACUAUUUCCACUAGACAAGUCUGUAAAUAUUCCCAACGGUGAUCCAAUCAAUGCUUCUGCAAACAACAUGCGAUCUGCGACCCUGGAUCGCGUGACUUACCGCGGCAACCAUCGGAAACAGCCCGAAAAGGCAGCCACCGCGGACAAUAGGAGGUAUCACACUCUAGGCAAGACUGCGGGGCAUCCGGAGAGGGUCAAAUCCCAGGAUUUUCUUAACACUUUAAAUGGGGACGCGCAGAGUCACUCGCUUCUGGUGGAUCCCCUCAACAAGAGAUUCAGUGGAGUCUACGGUGGAGUGACGGUCGACACUUUUUUCUACAGGACCAAUGGAACCACUAAUAGCAAAGUUUCCGAGAGACCUAGAAGGCCCAAAAGUACCGAAAGGCUGUUUGAUGUCGGUCGUGUGGACUGUUGCCAAGACAAGGAUAUUUAUGAGCGAGACCGCUGGAGAACGGACGCAGAUAAAUCUAAUAAGAGAAUGGAGAAGAAUAUUAAAGUGGAGAAGGAACCAGUUUAUGAAGUUAUUGCUUUGAUGAUCGACACAAAGCCCGCGGAGGACCGAAGAAGAGGCCGCAGGCCACACUCGGCACCGGCUAUCGACGGUGAAGUUAAAGAAGAAGGAUCUUCUAGCUCUAAUAGUAAUAACAAGAGGUGCCAACAUCGUGCCCGAAAGCCUCCACCCCCUCCGCCGCCUUCAGUACCGCCGCCUUAUGACGAAAAAGAUUCUUUACCGUUGCCUCUGCCCAAGUAUCGCGGGGCUCAAGCGAUGACGAGCGUGUUGGAGGUGGAGAACAACAACAAGAUUAUUCUGAAAAUCGACGGGGUCGAUACCAACGGCCUGGUCUCUUCGACGUCCGACGAGUCUCCGUCACCGGGGGUGCCGGAGCCAAAUGCCAAAAGACUGAGAUGUGCUAGUGUUCCAGUGGCGCAAAACAAAAUGGUUGUGCCCAGGAGCGCGGUUUCGUUGCCUUGUAUGCCUAUUAGAGAUAGCAAAGAGACUCUGGGCGUUGAUUUAGUCGCAGUUGGACCUCCUAGUCCGCCUUCUUCGAGGCCCAGCAGUCCUGCAAGCAGUACAGACUCUAAUAAUCUUACUUCUGAGUGCUCUGGGUGGGUCAGUAGCGGCGAUACCUCGAGUUCUGAACAAAAACGCAAAGAAGAAAAAAAAAUAAAUUUGAAUAAAAUCCCAGUGAAGAAGGAGAAGAAAAGUAAUAAAACAAAGGGCCGUGAAAAAACAACAGAACAUUCUUAUGAAGAAGUAAGACUGCCACCACCAAAGAUGUUUCAAGACGAACCUCCGCCUCCGGAGGCUUUCAGAGACCCGGCUCCAGUUCCAAUGGUUGAUAAUCCGCUUUAUCACGUCUACGAGACUGUCAAGCGAGCCAGGAGUCCGAAGCAAAACAAAACCGCGCCGUGCAGUCCCCAGAGAAGCCGCGACAGAAUAGAAAGGGAGCGCGAAAACAGCGUGUAUUCCUCAAGAGACUUUUGUCUUGACUGCUACCAAGAAGGCAAAGAGCUUCUCCAGUCGACUCAGGACGACGCGAUUAAUUUCAAAAAGUGCAAAGAAGAAUUCAAGAGGCAGAUGAGCUUUUCCGGAAAAAUGUACAGAUUUUUCCAAUCAAAUUGCAGCGACUACACUGGGGUGGCGAGCAGUCUUCCGUAUUUCAACAUCAGCGAUGAGUACAGAAUAUUUUCACCAGAAGGUCCCCAUCUUAUUAUUUGCGUUCAUGGCUUGGAAGGCAACGCCGCUGAUUUGAGACUCGUUAAAACUUACCUCGAGCUCGGGUUACCUGGUGCUCAUUUAGAUUUCCUUAUGUCUGAACGGAAUCAGGGUGAUACAUUUUCGGAUUUCGAUACAAUGACUGAUCGACUUGUCGAGGAGAUCCUCCACCACAUAGACACGUCAGGACUAAACCCCACGAAAGUAAGUUUCAUCGGGCACUCACUGGGGACCAUAAUAAUUCGGAGCGCAUUAACGAGACCGCAGCUGAGGCCACUGCUGCCAAGACUCCACACAUUUCUCAGUUUGAGCGGACCACAUCUAGGGACACUCUACAACACAAGUGGACUCGUCAAUGCCGGCAUGUGGUUCAUGCAGAAAUGGAAAAAAUCCGGCUCCCUGCUGCAGCUCGCGAUGAAGGAUUCAUCAGAUGUCAGAAGAUCUUUCAUGUUCCGUCUGAGUCAAAAGAGCAACUUGCAAAGAUUCAAACACGUGUUACUCUGCGGCAGCGCUCAAGACAGAUACGUUCCGCUUCAUUCAGCGCGAAUCGAGUUAUGCAAAGCCGCCGUACGUGACCCAACUGACCAAGGUACCGCGUACAGAGAAAUGGUCCACAAUAUUCUUUAUCCAAUAAUGUCAGCUUCAGGUGUCAGUCUUGUACGUUACGAUGUCCAUCAUGCAUUACCACCAACGGCAAACGCAUUGAUUGGACGCGCUGCUCAUAUCGCCGUCCUUGACUCUGAAUUAUUUAUUGAAAAGUUCCUUCUUGUUGCGGGACUCAAGUACUUCAGAUAAGCCAUCAUUUAAUAAUUAAUAACUAUUACAAUAAUUAUAAUAAUAAUAACAUCACAAUGACCAUUUAAAAAAAUUUUUAAAAUAUUAAUAAUGUCGUUUUUUACUCAUUUAUUAAUAAUAAUAAUAAUAUUAAUAAUAAUAAUAAUUUAUCCUUUUUAUUUAUUCUUAACUAGGUCUCUUGAGGGUAAUGAUAAUGAUAAUGAUAAUUGUAAUUGUUCUCAUCGAAACUUAAGUAUCGAAUUUAAUGGAUAUGUAGAAUUUUACGAAUAAAAUCUCAAUCUCUCGAUCUAAAUUAAUAUCAUUAAUUAUUUAAAAUUUAUUAACGCCGUUUAUGGCCUAAUAAAAAAAAAAGUAAAUUGAGUACUUUAAAGUUAAAUAUCAAUUUAAAUAAUUAUCAUGAUCAUUAAUAAUUAAAACGACUGAGUCAUUGAAUAAAAAAAAAAGUAUAAGUUUUGAUCCUUUGCGAUUGCUGGUAUAUAAAAUUUAAUACCAGAGUUUAAAGUUUUAUUAGUAGGCAAUAAAUUAAGGCGAAUUUUAAAUAUAUAUAUUACGCCGUAAUGUAAUUAGGAAAGUCACGAAACGUAUGUCAAUUUAAUUCCUCAGAUAAAAAAAGUGUACAUGAGUGUAAAUGGUGUUUGAGAGUAAGAAAUUUGAAAAAAAAAAUUAAAAUUAUAAAAUAGUAAAAUUCGUUCCAGAUUUAACGAUGAGUCCCUCCAAAUAGAUUUCAAUUGCUCAGAACAUUAUAGUUCUAGUAUAGCGUGUAUGUCUAAAAUAGUAUCUUAUACAUCUUGUGAAAUCGGUUUUAUACUCUAGUGUUGCCAACACACCAGAGUAUAAUACAGUCUAAUCUCAUUAACUCGGAAAUUCUGACUUAUCGAAUGCCCCUCCUCCUUUAAAGAGUAAACUGCACGCAUGCGCUCUUAUAUCAUAUGAAUUAGUAGCUCAUAGCGAGGAUCAAGAUUAAAGAGAAGUUCCGAAUUAAUGGAACUCGACUGUACAAUCAAAUUCCAUUAAGUCGGACAGUUAAUUAACUAUAGUUAGCUAGCUAGUUAGCUAGUUAGUUAAUUAACUAUAGAUAGCUAUCUAUGGAGGAGAGAAAUUUUUUUGAAUUUUUGAGUUAACGGAUGCCCCUUCUCCUUUAAAAAUGUAAACUACAGCGCAUGCGCUUUAUACCACAAGAAUGAUGCAUAUACAAAUAUACACUAAAAAUGUAUAGCAUUGGGAGGCAGCAUAGUUUGUAGUGGGGGUAAAGAUGGAGGGGAAGUUCUGAGUUAAUGGAAUUCGACUGUACGUCACUAGAUGUAUACAAUAAUUUAUGUAAUUAAUGCACGAAAAAAAUGCCAUUAGAUGUCUAAAGUCGGCGUCAUGCAUCGGAGUUAUAAAAAUAAUUUACUGUAUUAUUGUUAAAAAAUAUUUAUACUUUAUGGAAUUGGAUAAUUUGUUUAAUACUAUUUUUGGUGUUAUAUCAUAUUAGUUAAUAGAGAUAUGUAAGGUUAGGAAAAUUCGCUGACGUCCCUGGUGGAAAUUUUUCGGACUUUUCUCUAAAAAAUUCAGUUUAAAAGACUUUUUCGGAGUUUUUCAGACAAAAGUCCGAAAAAUUUCCACCAGGGGUUGCAUUGAUCUGCACACGCGUGUCCUGAUUAAAUAAAUGCGCAUGUGCACUAGAGAUUUUGGUGUCAUGUUAAUAAGGCAGCUAAAUUGAAAGUGACGUCACAAAAGAGGUUACAGAUUCAUUAUUGGCUUGGACUAUUGAGUAGGGAUAUACUCCGCCCAUUUAUCUAAAAAGUAGUGAUUUAAUAUAUAUUACAUCACAGCUCUGACCAAUCAGAAGAUGAGACUAACUUUAGUCACUUAACGGCGUAUUUUUGGGGCAUAAGUUGCAUAAAAUAAAUUAUUGAAAUGGUCUAAUGUGGAUCGGCGGUUAAAUGUAAUGACGUUGAUCCGAAUUGAGUCACUCGACUACACGACUGUCGUCGAUAAAUUAUAAUUAUUUAUAAAUUAUUAAAUACGAUGAGACUUUGAAUUAUAUUUAAAAUUAUUACGCGACACUGAGUGUCAAAUAUUAAUUUAAUUAAUUAUUUACUAUUAAUUGUAUUGUAUUUAAUUAUUAUUAUUAUUAUUGUUAUUAUUAAGUAUAUUUAAAAUAAUAAAUCACGGAAAUAAGACUUAGAGAUUCAAUUUAAGACGAUUGUAUAUCUUAUAUAUAUAUAUAAUAUAUAUUUAACAAUCGAAAUCUUUUCUUAUCGUCCUAUCGUUUGCUCAAAUAUCUUAUGAGAAGUACGAACAAGUCUAUUAAAGAUUUUUUAAAAUUAAAUUUCAUUGAUCAUAAUUUAUCAUCGAACUUAUUCACGAAUUAAACUUUUUAAUACUCGUCUUUACAAUUUAAAAAAAAAAACUAAAAUAAAAUAAUGAGAAUAAAUAAAGAGUAAUCAAGUGAACGGGGACUUUCGAUCAGGAACGAUAGAUGUAUAAAUAAAAUAUAUAUUUAAAUUAAUGUGCGAUUGUAAAACUAGUAAAUGGAUUUAAAAUGUAAUUUAGCCGGGCGCUGAAAAAAAUCAACACCAAAUUAUAUUAUUAUUAUUAUAUAUAAAUUAAUAAAAUAAAUUUAAAUUUAUGGGAAUGAGAAAGGAUUAUAUAUAUAAAUAUAUAUGAUUAUUGGUUAUAAAUAUAUUAUAAAUAAUUAUUGUCGUGUAUAUGUAUAUAUGUAUAAACUAAAAAUUGUCGAGUAUAAAUAUACAUAUACAUAUAUAAAGAAAUAAAUGUGAGAUAGCUGACAAAAAUAUAUAAUUAUU
Molecule: messenger RNA, 8025 nt
Organism: Microplitis mediator
Lineage: Eukaryota; Metazoa; Arthropoda; Insecta; Hymenoptera; Braconidae
Product: protein FAM135A
Exons: 16
Coding region: 779-5233 (1484 amino acids)
Source: RefSeq, a predicted model, not a curated record